This is a messenger RNA of Apaloderma vittatum (bar-tailed trogon), 900 nucleotides long. Its product is annotated as leupaxin-like. Gene Ontology annotation, molecular function: transcription coregulator activity. Lineage: Eukaryota; Metazoa; Chordata; Aves; Trogoniformes; Trogonidae. The record is from RefSeq and is a predicted model, not a curated record. Gene Ontology annotation, cellular component: Z disc; nucleus.
AUGGAGGAUUUAGAUGCUUUGCUGACAGAACUGGAGCAGAGCACUUCUCCAGCCUCCAAGGGCUGCACGCUGCCAGUGCCAAGCUCCUCUCCGUACCAGGGGCAGCUGGACAAGAUCCUGGCUGACCUGGAACACGUAGAGAGCAAGCUAAUGACUGUAGGGCAGAGAGACAGGAUGCCAGCAAAGCCCGAUCGCUCGCUGGAUAACAUGCUGGACAGCCUCACCCAGGACCUGCAGGAGCUGGGCAUCACAGCCACCCCCACUGGCAUCUGUGCUGCGUGCCACAAGCCCAUUGCUGGCAAGGUGAGCCCUAGAGCCUCCACUGGUGACCCCUUGCCCUCAGCUCACAGCAUUCCCAGAGCUGCUCUCACCUCUGUACAGGUGCUCACAGCUCUGGGCAAAACCUGGCACCCCGAACACUUCACCUGUGCCUGCUGCAGGCAGAAGCUGGGUGGCCGACCCUUCUUUGAGCGAGGCGGGUUGGCAUACUGCGAGGAGGACUACCUCCAGGCCUUCUGCCCCCGCUGCGCCUACUGUAAAGUCCUCACAGCCCUGGACCAGACCUGGCAUCCCGAGCACUUCUUCUGUGCCCACUGCGGGAAAGCAUUCGGAGAUGACGGUUUCCUCAAGCACAGUGGGAAGCCGUACUGCCGCCAGGACUUCCUGGCCAUGUUUGCCCCGAAAUGCCAGGGCUGCAAGCGUCCCGUGAUGGACAAUUACCUGUCAGCUCUGCAGGGCGUCUGGCAUCCCGAGUGCUUCGUGUGCGCAGUCCCCGAGGCCGUGCGAGCCUUCGAGCACUUCACCUGCACCUACUGCCUGGGCCAGCUGCAGAAAGGCACCUUCCGCGAGCACGGCAACAAGAUGUACUGCCAGUCCUGCCACAGCAAGCUCUUCCUCUGA